AUGGCAGAAAAUCGAUUUACCAAGACAAUUAAAAUGUUGCAAACUGAUGGUGGUGGUGAGUUUACUAGCCGUGUUUUUGUCAACUUUCUUCGUGAUAACGGUAUAUCCCAACAGGUGUCAUGUCCCUACACGCCACAACAAAAUGGCACCGUCGAAAGGAAGCAUCGACAUAUAGUUGAGAUGGGACUUUGCUUACUUGCUCAAUCACACUUGCCAUCUAAUUUUUGGGUUGAGGCAUUCACUACAGCAGUGUUUCUCAUAAACCGUUUGCCCAUGACUCACCUUGGUAAUAUAUCCCCAUAUGAAAAAUUAUUUCACCAAUCCCCAGAUUACAGGUUUCUUAAAGCAUUUGGCUGCACAUGCUUUCCUCACAUGGUACCAUAUAAUAAGCACAAGCUCAUGCCUAAAUCCAUAAAGUGCAUAUUCAUUGGUUAUGACAACAAAUACAAGGGAUAUCGAUGCUUAGAUGUGGCCUCAGGUAAAAUCUAUAUUUCUCGUAAUGUUCAAUUUGAUGAACUUACUUUCCCUUAUCAGGAGCUUAAAUCAAAGGUGUCACCAAGUGGGCAGUCACUGCAAUCCAUUCCAUUGGAGUUCUCUAUCCUUUCACAGCAAAGAAAUAUUCCAGACAAGCCAUCUCCUUUAAAUGAUGUAACUCCAGCAGCUGAUUUUGGCACUCCAAGUGUACACACCAGCAACCUUAGAGAGCCCAUUCAGCAAGAGCGUGAUCAAGCACCUCUCUUGCCAAUGCCAGCCCACACAGAUGGCCCAAUUGAUUCAAUUCAGCCCAGUGACAGUGUCUCUCAUAUUCCUGAUCCUCUCAGCAGUCCUCUUAUUUCACGUGCCAACAGUCCUGAUGCCACUCCAAUAUCUCCAUCUACCCCCCAAUCUUCACCAAUGCCACCCAAAUUUAGGAGCCUUGAUGAACUCAACAGACUUAUCCACGGUCCACCUUCGCAUCCACUUCCGCAAGGAUUAACAGCAAGUCUUAAAGAUCCUUUAUCACUGGAACCUUCCAGCUACACUCAGGCCUCCAAGUUUCCUCAUUGGCAAGAAGCCAUGACAGAAGAAUAUGAUGCCCUUAUGCGUAAUCAGACUUGGUCCCUAGUUCCUAUCUCCCCAAAUAUGAAUAUUGUGGGAUGUAAGUGGGUCUUUCGCGUCAAACGUAAGGCCGAUGGCACCAUUGAGAGACAUAAAGCCCGUCUUGUGGCCAAGGGAUAUAAUCAAAAGGAAGGAUUUGACUACUACGAGACCUUUAGUCCUGUUGUUAAACCUGCCACUAUACGCACUAUUUUGGCCUUGGCGGUUUCACAAAAUUGGAUCUUACAGCAACUUGACGUACGCAAUGCUUUCCUCAAUGGUAUUUUACAAGAAGAAGUCUACAUGGUGCAACCCCCUGGCUUUGUCGAUCCUCUUCACCCUAAGCACGUAUGCCGACUUCACAAGGCACUUUAUGGACUCAAGCAAGCCCCCCGAGCUUGGUUUCAGCGCCUUACUUCCUUUUUACUUGGUCAAGGCUUCCUUCAUAGCAAGUCUGAUGCAUCUUUAUUCAUCCAUCACUCCUCCACUUUUUCCAUUUAUGUGCUAGUAUAUGUUGAUGAUCUUAUUGUCACAGGCCAAAAUGCUUCUGUCAUCAACACAUUCAUUGACAAAUUAUGCUCCACAUUUGCAAGUCGAAAAUUGGGUGCUCUCCAUUUCUUCCUUGGCAUGGAAGUCACUCGAUGUGCCAAUCAGUUGUCCUUGUCUCAAGCCAGAUAUGCUUCAGAUUUAUUAAAGAAGUUUAAAAUGGACCUCUGCAAACCUUGCCCUACACCUUUGCUUUCCUCUCAACGACUCUCUGCUCAUGAUGGUGAUUCCCUUUCAGACCCUGAAACCUAUCGUAGCAUGGUUGGAGGACUUCAAUAUCUCACUUUAUCUCGCCCAGACAUUGCAUAUGCCGUCAACCAAGUCUGUCAAUACAUGCACAAUCCCAAGACUACUCAUCUACAAGCCGUCAAACGCAUUUAUCGUUACAUAAAAGGGACUAUUGAACAUGGCCUUAUUUAUCGCUCUUCCCCUGAUUACACAUUACGCGCCUUCUCUGAUGCAGAUUGGGCCGGCUCUCUUGACGACCGUCGUUCAACUAGUGGGGCUUGCAUCUUUCUUGGUCCCAACAUUCUCACCUGGACCGCCAAAAAGCAAUCCACUGUUUCUAGGUCCAGCUCAGAAGCCGAGUAUAGAGCCCUUGCUACAACAAUUGCUGAACUUCAAUGGUUUCGUUAUCUUUUCCGUGAACUUGGGGUUCCGCUUCGCACUCCACCAUGCGUCUUUGUCGACAAUAUUUCUGCCCUUCACAUGGCCGCAAAUCCCGUCUUCCAUGCUCGCACGCGUCAUAUUGAAAUUGAUUAUCAUUUUGUUCGUGAACUACUGGCACGUGGAGUUCUUCGCACACGCCAUGUCUCUUCCCAACAUCAAUUAGCCGACAUUUUUACCAAAAGUCUCUCCAGAGAACGGUUCUCCUUCCUUUCUGGCAAGCUCAAUCUCCACUUGGUUCCGUUUCGCUUGAGGGGGGGUGAAGAGAACGACAAUCAAGCCAAGAAUCCCACUAUCUCAAGUCAACCUCCAAUCACAACGUGA
Molecule: messenger RNA, 2613 nt
Organism: Prunus armeniaca (apricot)
Lineage: Eukaryota; Viridiplantae; Streptophyta; Magnoliopsida; Rosales; Rosaceae
Source: the annotation of a GenBank genome assembly